Molecule: messenger RNA, 2099 nt
Organism: Nasonia vitripennis (jewel wasp)
Lineage: Eukaryota; Metazoa; Arthropoda; Insecta; Hymenoptera; Pteromalidae
Exons: 11
Coding region: 213-2099 (628 amino acids)
Cellular component (GO): cytoplasm
Molecular function (GO): phosphatase activity
Source: RefSeq, a predicted model, not a curated record
GGAGGGGGGGGGGGAGUCGCUCGAAAGACGUCGCUUAAACAGACUCAUAAUAAUAUAACCUAGAUCCACAAAUAAUUGGAAAUAAUUGCCUCAUAUGAGAAAUGUUGUAAAUGAUAACCACGUUAUUAUUACUCUAGGUGCCGUCUUUUAGCGUACACAACAUAAACAGUUGAAAACAUUUAUUAGAAGAAAAAGUUAUUUUCCACUGAACUAUGGCAGCUGUAAAUCUCAAGUCGCUCAGCUCAAAGGAAAUAAUUGAGUUCUUCAAUUCAUUCGAUACAGUAUUAACAGAUUGUGAUGGAGUUUUGUGGAUGGAAAUGACACCAUUGUAUCAUUCUGCAGAGGUAAUGAAUACCUUUCAGGAACUUGGAAAAAGGGUAUUCUAUGUAACGAACAAUAGUACAAAGACAAGGGAAGAGUUUGCAGAAAAAUGCAAACUGCUAAAUUUUAAAGCAAGCGAGGAAAACAUUUUAUGCACAUCUCACCUUGCCGCUAACUACUUGAAAAACAUAUCUUUUAAUAGGAAAGUCUAUGUUAUUGGGAAAUCUGGUAUCACUAAGGAGCUGGAGAAGGUUGGCAUUGCUCACUGCGGGACAGGUCCAGAUCCCAUGGGCAAUGACCUGACUACCCUCUCAAUUGAGAAAGAUCCAGAUGUUGGUGCAGUGAUCGUAGGCUACGAUGAGCAUUUCAGCUACCCUAAAAUGGUGAAAGCAGCCUCUUACUUGGCAGACCAUGAUGUUCACUUCAUUGGAACCAACACAGACGAGCGUUUCCCAACAUCGAAAAGCAUAGUAAUGCCAGGUACCGGCAGCUUUGUGCGCUGCAUCGAGACCUGCUCUGAGCGCAAAGCGACGAUCAUGGGGAAGCCAGAGCCGUAUGUGGCGGACAUGAUCAAACAGAAGUACAACGUCGAUCCUAAGCGCACUUUGAUGAUUGGCGAUCGGGCAAACACUGACAUUCUUCUGGGUACUCGUUGUGGCUUCAAAACUCUUUUAGUCCUAUCGGGAGUCACCCACCUAGAGGAGGUUGAAAAGUGGAAACAGUCAACUAGACAAGAGGAUCGAGACCUCGUGACCGAUUACUACAUCGAUACGCUGGGAGAUCUGUAUCCGCACUUGCAGAAGUUGAAGAAAGAGCAGAAGGCUCAGUGCGAAAUUGCUCGUUGCGCAAAAAGGAUGGCGGUCUGCAAGUACCUCAAGGAUCUCAGCAAGGGAGAGUUUAGGAAGUUUUUGGAGUCGUUCGAUGCCGUGCUUUCCGAUUGCGAUGGUGUCCUGUGGCGCGAACACGACGUGAUCGAGGGUUCGCCGGAGACGGUCGUUAAAUUCAGAGAGUUGGGUAAAAAGUUUUUCUACAUCACAAACAACAAUAGCAAGACGAGGGUUGAGAUACUGGACAAAAUUAGGAGUCACACCUACGACGCGAAACUGGAAGAAAUUUUGUGUUCAUCGUAUCUGGCAGCGAUUUAUCUCAAGCAGCUGAAAUUUAAGAAAAAAGUUUACCUGGUCGGAAGUGAAGGAAUCUCACAGGAACUCGAUGCUCAAGGUAUCGAGCACGUCGGUCUUGGUCCGGAUGUAACAGAGGGCGACGAAUUGGAUAUACUAUUUAAAUUCAAACCCGACUCUGAGGUUGGCGCCGUCGUCGUUGGCUUUGACAGACACUUCAGCUAUCAGAAGAUAGUCAAGGCUGCGACCUAUGCAUAUGAUAAGAAUAUACACUUUAUUUGCACGAAUCCGGAUGUCGAGAGGCCGUCUCCUAAUACGAUUCGCUACCCAGGCGCCGGUUGCUUUUUGAGUGCCAUUGAAAAAAUUGCCAAAAGAAGUGCCAUAAUUGUGGGAAAACCCGAGCCCUUCGUCAGCGAAGUCAUCAAGAAGAAAUACGGCGUCGAUCCUGCCCGAACGCUCAUGAUAGGCGACAAUCUCAACACGGACAUCCUGUUGGGCCAACGAUGCGGCUUCACGACCCUCCUGGUGAUGUCCGGCAUCACGACGCCAGAGGAGCUUGCAAGCAUAAAAAAGAAUCCUAAGGGAUCGCCAAUCCUUCCUAACUUCUACGCCGACCAACUGUCCGACAUUCUCAACUGCCUGCCGUCACGUCCCUAG